This is a messenger RNA of Lachancea fermentati, 1923 nucleotides long. The record is from the annotation of a GenBank genome assembly. NCBI's taxonomy places the organism in Eukaryota, Fungi, Ascomycota, Saccharomycetes, Saccharomycetales, Saccharomycetaceae.
AUGGCGAAUAGAGAAGGCAACACUCUCAAGUUUCAAGAACUUCCCACCGAAAUUCUCAUCCAUAUAUUCAGUUAUCUGGAUGAGAAGGACUUCUAUGCCUUGCAAGAGAGCUGUAAGCAAUUUGCGCAAAUAAUUAACGAUGAGGAGCUGUGGAAAAACCUUUUCAUGUCAAGAAUUCACACACGAUUGUUCCCCUCAUUCUCAAGGUCGUCCAAGUACAGCAUAGAAUAUGUGGAGAGGAAUCGGGGCCUAAGUGAGUGGAGACACAAUAGAGCCGUCAAGACCAAAUACACUGUCGCCACUCAAAAUAUCCAUAAUCAGCUUGAGAAGGUGGUAUUUGAAUAUCCACGUUGUGCCUGUUACAGCGAUGGUGUUAUCAUGCUUGUUCAGCUGUACUCAAAGAGAAGGAAAGACCGCCUUACCUACAUGCCUUGUACUACUCCGCAAGGUUGUUCCACGAUGCAUUUCAACAUCAAUGCCGCUGUAUUUGGUCGAUAUGAUGGCCGUGUGUUCGGCAAACUCUUGACCAGCAAAUCUUAUCUUUCCCCUGUAACUGAAUUUAACAAUAUGCAUUCAUCUCCUGUCACAGCCAUAACCACAGCGGCGCUGGAGGACUCCUCCGAAGAUUGGUGCGUUAGUGGCUGUGAGGCUGGCCAGGUAAUUUGGUGGUGCGGCACUAAACAAAGAAAGGCACUUCAGCUUUCUAAGAAACCAAUUUUGCGAUUGGCCCUGCAUAAGGAAAUGACAGUCGUUUUAGACUUAAACAAAAUUUAUAUUAUCCAGAAUAUGGAAAAUAUCUCGACACUUGAUGUCCCAGCUGAUCUUCAACUCUCAUCCGCUCAAAUUCAGUUCUUUAAAGUUGAUUUUGGAGGGAAGCUACUCAUAUUGGCAGAUACUUCUAGAUUAUACGUGAUGUCCAUAAAUUCCGAUCAGGAUUUUGGUUUCACUCGAUCAUUGCAUUUCCCUAACUCGAUUCAAAACGUUUUCAUUGAUGAGGCAACCACGAAGAAAACUCAAGACUCCAUGGUGGCAGGCGGUGAUGGUUGCUACGUGGGUAUACUGACGAGGGAUAAUUCUGUUAUGACCAUAAAUAUCAGAACCCCAGGCUCAUCCUUACGGAUCCAAACAAAGCUCACCUUCCAAGACGAAGUGCACGCAUGCCAGGUGAAUAAUCUCGUACUUGUUUGCGCCUUCAGUGGAACUCUUGGCAUCUUCGAUGCUGCUAAUGGUGCAGAGCUUAGAGUCGUAAGAAAAACAGAGAAAUUUCCACAGUUUUUAGAUAUCUCGCAUGGCCGUAUGAUAAUUGGAAGUGGUAACGUGCUGCAUUAUUUGCAAUAUGCAGAUUCUGAUGUUGUGAACAGGAAACCAAAUAGUUCACAGCGAAAUAAAAGCAUAAAAUGGAACGAGGUUCUGCAUUCACAACUUGAUAUAUACGAGGAAGAUGAGAGAAGUCGACAAGAGAGUUUGUCCAGGGCCAAUUUACUUAGGGAAAAGUUUGUUGGUGAUCUGGAUGAUGAGGAGUUGCAACUUAAAAUCGCUUUGAUGGAAUCCGAAAGUCUUGCAACCGAGCAGGUCGAAGUUAAUGAAGAUGAACUUCUGCGGCGUGCAAUUGAGGAAUCAAGAUUAAGUUUCGAAGGCAAUCAGCUUAUUGAAGACGAACCAGAUGAGGCACUGCUUUUGGCACUACGGCAAUCUCAAGAAGAGGAAGAAAGGAGAAGAACGGCACGAAGGGCCGAAAGACGCAUGGCACCUUUGGGGGAGUUUCAAACGCCAGACAUGUCAGUUUCUUCGCAGGUUGAAGUUGAUACUUCAUUCAAUGAGGUUUCAACAGAAAACACGUUUCUUACGGGUCAAUACGGACAUUUGAACCAUGAUGAGGAAAUGGAACUAGCUCGUGCACUUUCUCUGAGUGAAUUGAGAUGA